UAAUGCAUUAGAAGUGGAUCCAGGACGUGGGAAUGGAGAGACCUUUCCGCCUUUCAAGAUGUUAAUAUAUUAGCAAAUGAAGAAGUCAACGUGCGUCAAGUCAAAGUUUGCAAGGACUACCCACCAGAACCAUGGCCACAGCAGCUGAUGGCUUGGGAAACAUAGCUAUAGAUACAACGCAAUUUAACAUGUCAGUCACUGAUCCAGCAGCCUGGGCAACUGCUAUGAAUAACCUAGGAAUGGUACCGGUGGGAUUAACUGGACAACAGCUUGUGACAGAUUCAAUUUGCGUACGGGGCUUUGAUCCAAAUCUCAGCAUGAUGACAGGAAUAACUCCAAUUAACCCUAUGUUGUCAGGCAUGGGCCUAGUACCUCAGCCUCCCCCAACAGAUGUCCCUAUCAUCAAAGAAAUUAUUCACUGUAAAAGCUGCACUCUCUUCCCUCCAAACCCAAAUCUUCCACCACCUUCAACAAGAGAGAGACCACCGGGAUGCAAAACUGUGUUUGUUGGAGGAUUACCAGAAAAUGCCACAGAGGAAAUUAUUCAGGAAGUCUUUGAGCAGUGUGGUGACAUCACAGCAAUUCGAAAAAGCAAGAAGAAUUUUUGUCACAUUCGUUUUUCAGAAGAGUUCAUGGUUGAUAAAGCCAUUUACCUUUCUGGUUAUCGCAUGCGAUUAGGAUCUAGCACAGAUAAGAAGGAUUCUGGUCGCCUUCAUGUUGACUUUGCGCAGGCGAGAGACGACUUUUAUGAAUGGGAGUGUAAGCAAAGGAUGUUGGCUAGAGAGGAACGUCACAGGCGCAAAAUGGAAGAAGACCGAAUCCGUCCUCCUUCUCCACCAGUGAUCAUGCAUUACUCGGACCACGAGGCAUCUUUGCUGGCUGAAAAACUGAAAGAUGACAGCAAAUUUUCAGAGGCCAUAGUAGUGUUACUUACCUGGAUAGAACGAGGUGAGGUGAACCGUCGCACAUCCAACCAAUUCUAUUCCAUGGUGCAAUCAGCCAACAGCCACGUCCGCCGACUGAUGAAUGAAAAAGCAACUCAUGAACAAGAGAUGGAGCAAGCCAAGGAAAAUUUUAAGCAUGCCUUAACAGGGAUACUCACUCAAUUUGAGCAGAUUGUGGCCGUUUUCAACGCCUCCACCAGACAAAAAGCUUGGGACCAUUUCUCGAAAGCUCAGCGGAAGAACAUAGACAUUUGGCGCAAACACUCCGAGGAACUCAGGAACGCUCACAGCGAACAGCUCAUGGGGAUCAGGAGGGAGGAAGAAAUGGAAAUGUCUGAUGAUGACAGCAGUGAAAAUCCCAGUAAUAAAAAGCUGAGAUUGGACGAUUCAGCCUUAGCUGCUCAAGCUUACGCCCUGAAGGAAGAGAACGACAGUCUCCGAUGGCAGCUCGACGCAUACCGAAAUGAGGUGGAGCUUCUCAAACAAGAGAAAGGGCAGCUUUUUCGCACAGAGGAAAGCUUGACAAAAGACCAGCAGCUACAGUUUCUGCAGCAGACUGUACAAGGCAUGCAGCAGCAACUGUUAAAAAUCCAAGAAGAAUUAAAUAACAAGAAGUUGGAACUUGAGCAAGCAAAAGAGGAACAUUCCCAUACGCAGGCCAUGCUGAAAAUCCUGCAGGAACAGUUAAAAAAAAAUGUCAAGGACUUAGAGACUAAUGGCCAUGAUGAAUCUCAGGCAAAAGAAAUCAAUGGGUUGACAGUGCCAUUGGUCAACCAAGACAGAGAAAAAAAUGCAGAGAAGCGAAAUCAACCACUAAAAUCCGAGAAAGAGGCUCUGUUGAUAGGUAUCAUAUCAACUUUCCUUCACGUUCAUCCUUUUGGAGCUAAUAUUGAAUAUCUUUGGUCAUAUAUGCAGCAGCUGGACUCUAGGAUCUCAGCGAAUGAAAUAGAAAUGCUUUUGAUGAGGCUUCCACGCAUGUUUAAGCAAGAGUUUUCCGGUGUUGGAGCAACGCUGGAGAAAAGGUGGAAGUUCUGUGCCUUCGAAGGAAUUAAAACAACUUGACUGAGGUUGGAUCAGAGCUACAUGGGGAGAAAAGGUGAUGGACCACGAUGGCAGAGGAGAGUUGAAGUAUCAAAGGAGGAGAAUUGGGUUUGGCUUAUACAUUUCCAAAGUGCUCCAAACCUGGUUUUAGUUGCAUUUGUGAUGUCCUCUUGUGAAAAUGUAGUUGUGUGCCAGUUCCAGAACAAAAAGGGGAAAAAAAAAAACCUCCUGAAAUGUUUCCUAUGAAAACUCAAAAAAGACUCUACAAUCAUAAUGAUAUCAUUAUUUAAAAUACGCUCCUUCUAAUAUUAGCUCACUUGAGCCAACUGGAAGAAGAAUUCUUGGUUCUUCAGCUCCAGCAAUGUCUGUGUACGAUGUGGUAGAUCUUCCUCCCGUUCCAUGCCUACGAGCCUUUCCGUUUCGUGAGAAGACAACAAUGGUUUCAUAGUGAGAGCAAGUAUACCAAAAGCAAACUUGAAAAUGUGUUUGAACAGUUAUUGUAUUUUGUAAAUUAAGUUAUCUGCUAUACCAGGGACUUUUGCCUUAUUGCUAGAGGCCUGAAAAAAAAUGUGAUUGGAUUCUUUGAGAAUGCUUUAUGCAGAAUAUUAUUUUUCUAAUGUAACUAUUCUCCAUUCUUAGUUCCUUUAACAUGGGUUGCAUAUCAAUUUUCAUAAAUGUGUAAAUAAAGAGGAAGGCAGUGUUACUGUAUUGUAUUUGGUAUGUAACAUUCAGGGUUAUGUAUCUGAAAAUAAGUAUCCAGUUGCAUUACUGUUACAGAUUUUAUAGCAAAUAUAUUAAUUUUUUUUCAAUAAAUAGGACU
Candoia aspera is the source of this 2805-nucleotide messenger RNA. RefSeq names its product ecto-NOX disulfide-thiol exchanger 1 (gene ENOX1). Gene Ontology annotation, biological process: ultradian rhythm. The transcript has 14 exons. Gene Ontology annotation, cellular component: plasma membrane; external side of plasma membrane. Gene Ontology annotation, molecular function: RNA binding; NADH dehydrogenase activity; protein disulfide isomerase activity. Bases 132 to 2006 code for a protein of 624 amino acids. NCBI's taxonomy places the organism in Eukaryota, Metazoa, Chordata, Lepidosauria, Squamata, Candoiidae. The record is from RefSeq and is a predicted model, not a curated record.